Messenger RNA from Cajanus cajan (pigeon pea), 1553 nucleotides. It is a transcript of the gene HEME1, whose product is annotated as Uroporphyrinogen decarboxylase. Lineage: Eukaryota; Viridiplantae; Streptophyta; Magnoliopsida; Fabales; Fabaceae. Gene Ontology annotation, biological process: porphyrin-containing compound biosynthetic process. Gene Ontology annotation, molecular function: uroporphyrinogen decarboxylase activity. The record is from RefSeq and is a predicted model, not a curated record.
UCAGUCCUCACCCUGGUGUGUGUGCAUGUCCCCACUGGAGAGGGGUCAAGGAAGGAGAAGCUCGAAGAUAAGGAAACAAAACCAAACAUAACGAAACAAAGGAACCACUUUCUUUCCUCUCUCCCAAUGGCUACUUCCAUUAACAGCACUUCUCUGGGGUGGAAAUAUUCCUCCUUGUUCGUACAAUCCAAUGGCUUCAACGUUGCUUCGCCUCCUUUCAAGCCGAAACCGCCACUCUCCAAGUUUUCUCUCACUUGCUCUGCUGACUCAUCUUCUUCUGAUCCACUCUUGGUUAAGGCUGCUAGGGGAGAUCCUGUUAGUCGGCCUCCAGCAUGGAUGAUGCGCCAGGCAGGAAGGUACAUGGCUGUUUACAGAAAGCUUGCUGAGAAACAUCCAUCCUUCCGAGAGAGGUCAGAGACAACUGAUCUCAUUGUGGAAAUUUCUUUGCAGCCUUGGAAAGCUUUCAGGCCUGAUGGAGUAAUUAUUUUCUCGGAUAUCCUUACGCCCCUUCCUGCAUUUGGAGUUGAUUUUGACAUAGAAGAAGUAAGGGGACCAGUUAUACAUUCACCCAUUCGAUCUGAGGAGGGAUUAAAGACUUUGCAUCCGAUUGACCUAGAUAGGCUUAAAUUUGUUGGAGAAUCACUUAAGAUACUGCGCCAAGAGGUUGGUGGUAACGCUGCUGUUUUGGGUUUUGUGGGAGCACCUUGGACAAUAGCAACAUACAUUGUGGAAGGGGGUACAACACGCACAUAUACAACCAUUAAAAGCAUGUGCCACACUGCUCCACAUGUAUUGAGGACUUUGCUUUCUCAUUUGACGCAGGCAAUAGCUGAUUACGUUGUUUUUCAAGUGGAGUCUGGGGCUCACUGCAUACAAAUAUUUGAUUCAUGGGGUGGACAACUACCACCUGAUAUGUGGGAACGCUGGUCAAAGCCUUAUAUCAAAGAGAUUGUAAAUUUGGUCAAGAAAAAAUGUCCGGAGGUACCAAUUGUUCUUUAUAUAAAUGGAAAUGGUGGCCUUCUCGAGCGUAUGAAAGACACUGGAGUUGACGUUAUAGGGCUAGACUGGACAGUAGAUAUGGCUGAUGGAAGAAGAAGAUUGGGUAGUGGGAUAGGUGUGCAGGGAAAUGUGGACCCAGCCUGCUUAUUCUCCCCCCUUUCUGCCCUGACUGAAGAAAUUCAGAGGGUUGUGAGGUGUGCGGGACCUAGACGGCACAUCCUUAAUCUGGGACAUGGUGUUCUUGUUGGCACACCUGAAGAAGCUGUUGCACAUUUCUUUGAAGUAGCUAGGAGCUUGCAGUUUGACACAUUUUUUCAAAACAAUACUGCAAAAGACCCUAAUCUAGUAGCAUAAGGACACACGCCAUUAGUUCAAGCCCUUCUCCAAAGGAAGAGUGUAGGUUUAGUCCUUCCUUGUUAUUAUGCUGCUAUGAGAUGAUCAAAGGUCUGAGGAUUUGCACAUUGCUGUACCGGCUAAGUAGAUGAAGUUGUGAUUUUUACAUUCUGCUGUAUUUAUAAUUGAUUAUGAUAAAUUAAUUAGAGUAUUCCUUCCAA